AUGACCAAGAUCGCGAUCGUUGGUGAGGGAGUUGUUGGGUGCUCAACCGCACUGGCAUUCUUGGAGAAGUAUCCAAAAUUACAGGUGAUAAAAUAGUAAUAUGGUUGGAGAGUGACAGUAAUAUUUUUGUAGAUUACUUUGUUUUCGAAUAAGCCGUUUGCUGACACCUGUAGCUUUGGACCGGGGGGAUUAUUUCGGUUGGACAAGUAUGAGGCCAGGUAUGUUCGAAUCCAAAUUUGAGGGCUUUAAGAGUACCUGAUCCAGUGGAAAAAACGCACCAUUUUGCAUCCAGGAAGCACCAAAAAAUGUGUCAAAAUACCUCCAUCUCCAAGUGAAAAAACUCAGAUUUCAAAAACGCGCCCGCUCUUUUUUGUGGGUUAAAAGGGCGCACCCUUGAAAAAGAGGUUUUUUCACUUGGAGAGGGAAGCAUUUUGCCACAUUUUUGAUACUUCCCGGAUGCAAAACGGUACGUUUUUUGCCACUGGAUCAGGUCCCACACUGUGGUAUCGAUGAAGAUUCAUAUAUUCGAUUACUGUCAUCUCUUUCAGACCAUGGGCUCGCAAGAGUUUCGAGAGAUUCGCAUAUCUGGAGAAGACCUAUGGUCAUGAAUGCGGCGUUAAACUUUUAUCAGGACACAUCCAAUCGGACAAUCGAGAACUCCUUGAACAUCAGGUGAGAGGUCUGACGGAUAUAAGCAACGUUUUCAGGAACGAAACAUGGCUGAUAUUGUCUACAAUUUCCGCUGGUUGGAUGACAGAGAACGGAACUCGAUGUUUGUAAACCCGUCAAAGUACUGUAUACAUUACACUGCGUAUGCAUCGGAAGGACGAACGUAUACUCCAUGGCUGAAGAAGCAAUUACAAGGAAAGGGAGCCGAGUUUGUCACAAAGGAGUUCAAAAACUUGGACGAGGUGAGAUAACGGAGUUAUUCUCUAUUAAUCCACAUAAUUUUAUAGGUUUCUUCUCUUGGAUUCGAAUACGUUAUCAAUUGCGGAGGUGUGAAAGGGGGAGAUCUGGCUGGAGAUGAUACCGAAGGCGUCAAACCCAACCGAGGAGUGGCUAUCGAGGUACGUUAUAAGGCUAGGCAUCUCAAUCAAUCGAUAGGUCCAUGCUCCGUGGCAAAAGCACUUUAAUUAUCGCGAUUUCUCCACCUUCACCAUCCCCAUGAACAAUUCGGUUAUGAUGGGAACGAUACGACAAGACAAUUGUACAGACUUGACCGUCACCGAUGCUGAUCGAGAAGCCAUUUGGAGUAGGUAUGUGGCUCUGGAUCCCAAAUUCAAAGGAGCCAAGGUCUUAUCGGAAUGGGUUUCAUUGAGACCGGAGAGGAAAACGAUUAGAGUUGAAUAUCAGAAAAGGCAGAAUAACGGAAAGGAUUAUCAUGUAAGGCUUAAUCUUAUAUCCCCAUAUUAGAAUAAGUCUAAUAUAUCAAACGGCAACGUCAAUUUCAGGUGGUUCACAACUACGGUCAUGGAGGAAAUGGGUUCACCCUUGGAUGGGGAUGUGCUCUUAGCGCUAUUGAAUUGCUUGAACCGCAUCUGACCCUUUAA
Molecule: messenger RNA, 1550 nt
Organism: Bursaphelenchus xylophilus (pine wood nematode)
Lineage: Eukaryota; Metazoa; Nematoda; Chromadorea; Rhabditida; Aphelenchoididae
Source: the annotation of a GenBank genome assembly